Messenger RNA from Fopius arisanus, 3595 nucleotides. RefSeq lists its product as uncharacterized. Lineage: Eukaryota; Metazoa; Arthropoda; Insecta; Hymenoptera; Braconidae. Bases 204 to 2828 code for a protein of 874 amino acids. The record is from RefSeq and is a predicted model, not a curated record. The transcript is spliced from 8 exons.
CGCGUCCGACUGCCACUUUGCUCCGACCAGUUGUGCAAUUUGUCUUUCAUUAAUCGGGAAAUUGUUGAUACAUUUAUUAGAGAUCGAAAAUAUCGAGGAAAAAGUGAGUUUUCCUCUUCAUUUCCGAUGAAGUGAUUCGUCUAAAACGGUCGGACCGUUCCGUCCUUAAAAAAUAAAAGGGAACAAGUGGUGGAAGAAAAAACAUGAGACGAAGGGGAAUUCUACGUCGUCUGAUCAUAGCGCUGACUGUUGCUACUUUUAUCGUUGCAUCUGUUGCCGGUGUUGAAGAGAGCAACAGUAAAGAAUCAUCUGAGGAGUUGGAAAGUCCAGUCUCGGAUGUGACGACAGAGACGACCGUUGAUGAUGCUGAGUACGAUGAGGAGGACGAGGAUGAGACUGAGGAUAUUGAGGAUGUGGACGAGUAUGAGGAGGAAUUACGUGAGGUUGCAGAGUCACACGAGGCAAUGUCCAGGGACGAUCGUGGCAAUUCAACGUCUGGUGUGAAUCACUCCGAGGGAAAUGUCGGUGAUGAUGAGACGAGAGCCACCAGGAAUUUUGAUUCACACGAGAAAAGUGUCGAGGUGGAUUCAUCUGACGAGAGUAUGACGUCAAACGAGGCUAUAAGCGAUGAAACCGAGAGGGAUAAGAGCAUUCAAUUCAAACGAACAACCGAUGGAAAAUCAAAACGUGUGCCAACGGUUAAGAAGGAGCUCAGCAGUCAGAAGGAGUUGCUGAGCAACGGGACGACUGUUGAAGUACCGGAAAUUGUCGGAAGAUUGGCAGAGAGAAGUGUAGAAUAUUCAGCAGCUAGAACACGAGAGAUGAUUGACAACAAUUUGGGAGAGGAGUGGGUGCAAGCCGAGAGCUUGAUGAAGCUGUUGGUGAGACUAGCUAAGAAUCCAGAGCGUUGGGAACGAGCUCACAGACUCCUGACUAUGAAAGACCCUGAGGACGAGGUAGAAUUGUCGGCCCUUGACUCCCGCAAGCGCGCCUACCCACCGGAUUUUCCCCUAUUCACCACCCUCUCACCCCUGCCAACCAACCAGAAGCCACCACCAAAAAAGCCGAAAAAGAAGAAAAAAAAGAAGAAGAAGCCACGACACCAAACCACCACAACCCCACCGCCCCUGACCACCCACAAUCCACCAAAGCCAUCGACCCACUGGAGAUUAGUAGCAGAGCGUCUGUUUGGCCCAGGAUGGUCAGCUAAUCGUCGAAACCCCACAAAUCUCUCCAAACUCACCUACUCCCAUUCAAAAUCCCCAGAUCAUCACGACAAGUAUCCAAACGAUGGUACACGCAUGGGCUAUACCCAAAAGUUUCACUUUGGUAAAGUAAACACCCACGAGAAGGGCUCACCCCUGAAUCAACACGAUUCAGCAUCCAAUUACGAUCUACCAACCAACACAGCCAGCCAUGUGCUUGAUUACGAUCUUCCGGAGCGUAGUUAUCAAAGGCCAAGGGUCACAAACAGAUACGAUCGAUAUCACCAUUACAUGGACCGAAUCAGGGAUAUCGGUGAUGACAUCGUUGAGGAUUAUGAUGAUCCUUAUCCGGACAUUGACUAUCCACGUCAUCAAGGAUUAUUCGGUAAAUCAUGGAGAUACUCAAGGUACGAGCCAGGUAGAUCGAUGGAGGGUUACUACGACGAGAGUAGACAGAAUUUUGGUAGAUACCGAUCAAAGCCCUGGACAGUUCUGCGUCCAAUAAUCGAGGUUGAUGACGAUGAGAUUGACAAUCGAAGGUACAAUAAAUUUGGUGGCAAGUGGUCGGACAGAGGUGUUGAUACACCGUGGGCUAUGAUGACAGAGCAACGGAGUAAGAUAUUCAGAAAUUCACCAGCUUCUCUCCCUCUGAAAAAUCAUCAAGAGAUCAAUGAGACAGCGAAGACGAGAUCAAAGGAGAGCGCUCUGACGAGAAAUGGUAAGCCAUGGAAGACAGUGGAGCCAGUGAAGAGCGUUAUCCAGCCAAAGCUCACGAUGAAAACGUGGAACAGCCUGACAUCGGAUCCAGCGACUUGGCCUUUCAAAUUAUCCGGUGCCAAGCCAUGGCCAAAAGACAAAAAUGGAAAGUCAUAUAAUCCCAAUGCCGAGCUUGUAAGAAAGCUUGGGCUUGACAAGCAGAAUAGAAUGCUGGAGAAGAAUGAUAAAUCCAAUAACGACAAGUCUGAGAGCAACGAGCUGAGCAAAGCCACAAGUCUUCCGGUGAGGGAUGACUCGAGAUCCUGGAAAAUGGGAAAGAGCUGGGAGGACAAGGAAACCUGGGGCGAUAGUCUGGAGCUCGGGAAGCUGACAGAUUGGAACGUUGAGUAUGGAAAGCCAAGUCAGUCGUCAACCUGGACACCAAAGUGGAAGCAAUUCUCGUAUCACAAGGUCAAUCCUGGACCUGUCGCCAAGCCUGGAGCUAAUCUAGAUGGUAACAGAGCGAGAAAUGCAUUCAUAGCCAUGUCAGCAGUAACACCAUCCAGAUUUUCUGGCAAUGAUUGGAGGAAGAAUGAUAUUGAGGAGAUUGUCGAUCACACUGACAGCAGCAUCGACAGGGACGAUCCAAGUAGUCAGAUGCUAGCCAGACAGAAUAGCCUCGGUCAGUGGAUCAAAAGCACAAAUACCAAGAGACAGGAGAGACAGAAGACCAACAGAACGGAUACACUUGAGAGUCAACUCGAGGAGCUGAGACACAACGUGAACAAUGUAGCUACGACUCAGGGCACUAACUCUCAGGCGACAGUGUCACAAACCACUAACAGCACCACAAGUCCCACAGAGUCAACUAGCGACCAAGUGGAGCACAGCAGAGUGGACAAAAAGUCGAAUAAAACGAUAACAUAAGUUUAUUUUCGUUGAAAACUUCCACUACCACCAGCAAUUCGACCAAACUGAUAUAUUUCCUUUUGUAUGUUUUCACUACUUAAAUUUUUAAUCCCUCUGAUACUGCAACGAUUCAAUCUGGCAUCAGUGAUGCCCCCAUUAAUCAGAAAAUCAAUUCGUCAAGUUAUUUAAUUUAUAAUUAACCGAACGAACUCAAAUGGAACAACAAAUUAUGUAAUCUCCAUCGGAUUUUCCCAUUUUAUCACGUGGAUUAAAAUCUCCCCCUCCCCUGUCCCACCCCUCUGAGUAUUCGCGAUUAGGAUUAAUAAACGUUAUGUAAAUAUAUUGAGUUCUCACGGUUUAAUGUGUCCAGGAGAGAAUAUUCAGUGUUGCAUAUAAUUAAUAAUUGUUUUAAGAUGAAAUAAACACUGUUUUAAGGUACACGUGCACCCAGCAGCAUUCGUAAAGACGAGAGAAAUCUAAUGAUGAAACGUAACAAAAUAAUAAUUAAGUUGAUGAAAAUGAUAAAAAUUACGAAAACGAAAAUGUGCAAAAUUCAUUCUGUCAAUCCAGUGAGCGAGACUUUCUCAGUAUUUUUAGUUUUAAUGAUUUAGAAAGAAUUUAAAGCCCAACUGACUACUGUAUAAUUAAAACCCUAACGAAACAUAGAUCUCAAUUUAAUCCUGCACAUACCACGUAGGAUAAAUCAAAGAAACCCUAUAAAGAAAAAAAAAAACAAAAAAUGAUUGAAACAAAAAAAUGAAUAAAUGUCAUAUGUUAUGUAUUAA